Messenger RNA from Symbiodinium sp. CCMP2592, 441 nucleotides. Lineage: Eukaryota; Dinophyceae; Suessiales; Symbiodiniaceae. The record is from the annotation of a GenBank genome assembly.
AUGGUGACCAUUGAUGUGCACAAUCGGGACGUGGUGGGCAGCCUCCGCGACGCCAAAGUCACUUCGCCGAAGGACUUUGACUGGAUGGCACAGCUACGCUACUACUGGGCCCCCACUGGCUCCAUCAUCAUGUAUGAGACGCAGAAGCCAAGUACUGUGGACAACUGCCAGGUGUCCAUCAUCAAUGCUACGCUUCUGUACGGCUUUGAGUAUCUGGGCAACAGCGAUCGCUUGGUCGUCACGCCGCUGACAGACAGGUGCUACAGGACAUUGAUGGGUGCUUUCCACCUCUUCUAUGGGGGUGCCCCAGAAGGGCCUGCAGGCACUGGCAAGACAGAGUCCACGAAGGACUGCAGAAAUGGUUUGUGCCUUCGUAUGUGUUCACGACUCCAUAGAAGUGGUUGUGGUUGCUACAGAGAUGAGUCUGGCUUCAUGGGUUGA